GCAAAGUCCAGCGGCACACGGGCCGUGCGGCCGCGGCACCAUGAUCCCCUGGCUGCUGGCGGCGCUGAGCCUCUGCACGCCCGGCACAGGCCUCCCCCCGCGCCACAUGGACUCGGUGAUCCACAUGGUGGAAGCCCUGGAGUCACCCCACGCCAACGUCACCGUCACCAUGGCGGAGCUGGCGUUGGCGCUGGGUGGCUGCAGCACCCCGGGGUGCCGCGCGGUGCUUGGAGAACCCCCCAACGUCACCACGGCCCCGCCGGCGCUCAACCCGGACCAAUGGCAGCUCCUCACGCAGCUCCUCCACCGCGACGCCGCGGUGCUGGCGCCCGACGGCUCCACCGUGGCGCUGGGCCCCCUCCUGGCCGGCAUCGCCGUGGGGUUGAGGCGGGCGGGCGAGGGGCCCAUCCUCGACGCCCCCGUCGAUCCGCUCUUCGCCGUCACCAUCGCCGAGGCCUUGGGGACGUCGUUCCUCUUGGCGCGCCGCGGCCACGGCGCCACGUUGGGCCCCGGGGGCUGCUGGGACGACGUGGACCACCCCCAAAAUUACACCCUGAUGGGACCCCCGUCGCUUGUCCCCGAUGCCGUGGCCAACGGGGCGAUGGACGGGGUGCUGCUGGGCAACCGCUUGGCCGGGGAUCCUAUCUGGCUCGCCAAGCUUCUCCGUGACUACUACGGGACAGGUAACGGCACAGAGGAGGGGAGACCGCCCAGCAGCUACCGGCGGCGGGAUUUUGGGGUGCUGGCGGGGGCGGGGAAGCUGGAGAAGGAGGUGCUGGCCAUGCUGAGGGUGCUGCGGGUGCUGCCGCCCACCCGGGAGCUGCUGGAGGACGUGGGUGCCGAGGAGGAGGUCGCCAUCGCUCAGCGCGCAUCGCGGGAGUUCACCGAGCGCUACGUGGAGUGCCCGGCCAUCGUCCCCCGCUGCAUGUGGGGCGCCCGCCCCUACCGGGGCACCCCCAAACCCUUGUCCCUCCCCUUGGGCUCCGUCUACAUCCACCACACCUUCUCCCCCGGCACACCGUGCCGCAGCUUCGCCGCCUGCGCCGGCGCCAUGCGCGCCAUGCAACGCUUCCACCAGGACACGCGCGGCUGGGACGACAUCGGCUACAGCUUCGUGGUGGGCUCGGACGGCUACGUGUACCAAGGGCGCGGGUGGCACUGGGUGGGCGCCCACACCAAAGGCUACAACAGCCGCGGUUACGGCGUGGGCUACGUCGGGGAUUUCUCGGCCACCUUGCCGGACGUCGACACCAUCGCGCUGGUGAGGGACGAGCUCCUGCCCUGCGCCGUGCGCACCGGUCGCCUCCGCCAUAACUACACCGUGCGUGGCCACCGGCAGAUGGGUCACACCGAUUGUCCCGGAGAGUCGCUCUUCCGUGAGAUCGAGACCUGGCGCGGCUUCGUGUGAGGAUCGGCCCCACGGGUGCUGGGCUGGAUGGGUGCUGGUGAUGUGGGUGAUGGUUGACAUGGCAGCGAUGGAUGGCAACCUGGGGGGACUCUGGGUCCCGUGGGUGCCAGAUGGACCUGGUUCUGAUGGACCCAGUCCCAUGGGUGCCAGAUGGACCUGGUUCUGAUGGACCCAGUCUCAUGGGUGCCAGAUGGACCCAGGUCCCGAUGGACCCAGUCCCAUGGGUGCCAGAUGGACCCUGGUCAGAUAGACACCAGUCCCAUGGGUGCCAGAAGGACACUGGUCCCAUGGGUGCCAGAUGGACCAGGGCCAGAUGGACCCAGUCCCAUGGGUGCCAAAUGGACCCUGGUCGGAUGGACACCAGUCCCAUGGGUGCCAGAAGGACACUGGUCCCAUGGGUGCCAGAUGGACCAGGGCCAGAUGGACCCAGUCCCAUGGGUGCCAAAUGGACCCUGGUCGGAUGGACACCAGUCCCAUGGGUGCCAGAAGGACACUGGUCCCAUGGGUGCCAGGUGGACCCAGGUCCUGAUGGACCCAGUCCCAUGGGUGCCAGAUGGACCCUGGUCAGAUGGACACCAGUCCCAUGGGUGCCAGAUGGACACUGGUCCCAUGGGUGCCAGAUGGACCAGGGCCAGAUGGACCCAGUCCCAUGGGUGCCAAAUGGACCCUGGUCGAAUGGACACCAGUCCCAUGGGUGCCAGAAAGACACUGGUCCCAUGGGUGCCAGAUGGACCAGGGCCAGAUGGACACCAGUCCUAUGGGUGCCAGAUAGACCUGGUUCUGAUGGACCCAGUCUCAUGGGUGCCAGAGAGACACUGGUCCCACAGGUGCCACAUGGACCUGGUUCUGAUACACCUGGUCCCAUGGGUGCCAGGUGGACACCAGUCCCAUGGGUGCCAGAUGGACCCUGGUCCCAUGGGUGCCAGAAGGACCCAGGUCAGAUGGACACCAGUCCCAUGGGUGCCAGAAGGACACUGGUCCCAUGGGUGCCAGGUGGACCAGGGUCAGGUGGACACGAGACCCAUGGGUACCAGAUGAACCCUGGUCCCAUGGGUGCCAGAUAGACCCUGGUCCAGAUGGACCCAGUCCCAUGGGUGCCAGAUGGACCCCGGUCCCAUGGGUGCCACCAGCCCAACCCAGUCGCCACAAACCACCCAAGAUUCCACCCCAAUAAAGUCAGUGCCAGGA
Molecule: messenger RNA, 2596 nt
Organism: Columba livia (rock pigeon)
Lineage: Eukaryota; Metazoa; Chordata; Aves; Columbiformes; Columbidae
Gene: PGLYRP2
Product: peptidoglycan recognition protein 2
Exons: 5
Coding region: 41-1408 (455 amino acids)
Biological process (GO): defense response to Gram-positive bacterium; peptidoglycan catabolic process; detection of bacterium
Molecular function (GO): peptidoglycan immune receptor activity; zinc ion binding; peptidoglycan binding
Source: RefSeq, a predicted model, not a curated record